Molecule: messenger RNA, 553 nt
Organism: Caenorhabditis elegans
Lineage: Eukaryota; Metazoa; Nematoda; Chromadorea; Rhabditida; Rhabditidae
Exons: 2
Coding region: 1-357 (118 amino acids)
Source: RefSeq, marked reviewed
AUGAGAAUCAGGCGUCGUGCAGAACGACACGCACGUUCGGUUCGAAUUCGGACGAUAAUCGAUCGAUUUUUGGAAAAUGAACAAAGUGGGGGAAGACGGACGGUACGAAGAAGGACGUCUUCGGAUAGUCUGCGUCUGGCUAAAAAUGAACGAAAACGGGUUAAUUUACUCCGAUUCAAAGUGCAUUUUAUGAGUGGAACGGGCAGGAGAAGUAGAGGGAAAAUAAUUAUUUUGCGACGGAGAGAUGAACGAUGUCAAAGAAUGGGAGGCGAAAUUGUAAUUGUUCAUCUCUGCUGUUCACUUAUUCUUCCUUUUCCGGUCGUCAAUGUUUUGAAGACACAAGAACAGGAGAAAUAGAAACAGCCAAUUACUUUUCAAAAUGACCGAUGAAAGUGACAGGUCCGACGGGCUACUACUGGAUGCAAACAUUUCGCGCACACAAGCAUCUACUUUGUCAUAUUUCUCAUCUACUUCGUAACAAAUCCUAAACGUUUUCUUCUGGCUUUGAAAAAGAAUAACUGGCAAAUAGGCUCAGCAUUUACAACAAAGAUAA